AUGAAGUGUCACCUGAUUCCAAACUCCGAGAAGUGCGAGAGGUGCGUCCGCAAAGCACUCGAUUGUACCUUCCAGCAGCAUAGACGAGGUCGUAAGCUAGGCAUGAGGCUCUCGACGAGCCACUCGGCGAAGCAGAGCAAUGAGGAAGGCAACAAUGAGAGCGAUAGUCGUGAGCAGUCUGACAGUGAUCGACCAUACGGCUUCUGGGCGGAUCCAGAUGGUUUCAAUCCACCCAGCCUGCUAAAUCGACAUGCGUCCAAAGGCAACUUUUCCCUGCAGAACAUCUUGAGUACGAAUAUCGAGGCACCAAAGAAACCCACCUCAGGCGAAAUAUCGGCAAGCGCACCUCGCUCACCCGGAGAUCCGAUCACCAAGGGAAUCAUCAAUAUGGCGAUCGCUGAGUCUUUAUUCGAAGGCUUCAUGAAGAAUCUGAAUCCAUAUGUUUGCCAACUUGACCCAACCUUGCAUACUUUCCAGUACGUGAGAGUUAAGUCAUCGUUCUUGCUCACAGCGGUACUUGCAGCCGCCGCAAAGCUUUUGAACCCCUCCGUGUUCUCACCACUUCGAGAUCAUGCCGAACGACUCUACAUGGAAGUCUUCCGCCGUGGGCUGAAGUCGCCGGAAGUAGUUCAAGGAAUCAUGCUUUUGACGUACUGGAAGGAGCCUGACGACACAAGAGCAUUCGUCAACGUCGGAAUUGCUAUACGUAUCUGCCAUGAUCUCGGCUGGCAAAAACUGCAGGCGCAGGAUCUGAAAUCCAUGAGCGAAGAGAGAGCUCGAGAGAUCCGGAGUAUGGAAAGAACUUGGCUCGUCCUUUUCGUGUACGAUCGCAGCAUCAGCAUGCAGACCGGGAAACCAUGCAUGAUCGAGCGCAGCCGCUUCAUUGAGUCGAUCGACGACUGGCUCAAGUCACCUUUUGGAGAGACGGAUGGCUUGCUGGCUGCCUUUACCCACUUGCGAUUGCUAACAUCCGAGCUUCCUGGACUCUUGAAACCCGCAGAUGAUACCAGUUCUCCGCCCAGCUCCAGGCCUCUUCUGCGGCUUUUGAAGGAGCAGAUUGGAGGGUGGCGUAGGCGGUGGACGCAGGCUACGACGAGAGAGCCGCGCCACCAGUUUCUGGUACAAUACUAUGCCGAUCACACCCUACUGAUGCUAUACUCUGGACCUUUGCAGGCAUCGCUCUCUUCAAAAACCGGUCCUUUAGACCUUGAGCCGUUUUGGGUGAGCUACAACGCCGCCAUCGGCAUUCUUCGCCUGGUCUCAAGCAGAGAGGUCGCCGGUUUUGUAUAUUUCGUGCAAGAUUCUAUGCACGUCAUGCUAGCGUAUGCUGCAGUGUUCCUAAUCAAGGUAUACUUCUUCCGAGCUGGGCGGGAGUGGCAUUACGUGGUUACUAAUCGGCACUCUAGCUACUGUUGUCAAUCCCUCGAGCCGUGA
Pseudocercospora fijiensis CIRAD86 is the source of this 1434-nucleotide messenger RNA. RefSeq lists its product as uncharacterized. Gene Ontology annotation, cellular component: nucleus. NCBI's taxonomy places the organism in Eukaryota, Fungi, Ascomycota, Dothideomycetes, Mycosphaerellales, Mycosphaerellaceae. The record is from RefSeq and is a predicted model, not a curated record. Gene Ontology annotation, biological process: DNA-templated transcription; regulation of DNA-templated transcription. Gene Ontology annotation, molecular function: zinc ion binding; DNA-binding transcription factor activity, RNA polymerase II-specific; transcription cis-regulatory region binding. Bases 1 to 1434 code for a protein of 477 amino acids. The transcript has 5 exons.